This is a messenger RNA of Urocitellus parryii (Arctic ground squirrel), 2760 nucleotides long. It is a transcript of the gene Wdr27, whose product is annotated as WD repeat domain 27. Gene Ontology annotation, molecular function: protein binding. Lineage: Eukaryota; Metazoa; Chordata; Mammalia; Rodentia; Sciuridae. The record is from RefSeq and is a predicted model, not a curated record.
GCCGUCCUCCUGUAACCACGGCGACGCGGCGGGCCGGGCGCCUAGGUUCUGGCCUGUUGGGCGUCGCCGCAGGGCUCCGGGGUCCGCGGGACCGCAGAUCAAAGUUGAAAAUGGCCCAGGAGGUGUCCUGCAUCGGUGACUGUGAGGACACUAUCAUUACAGAGAAGUACCUGGCUGAGUCCACGGAGGCUGUGUCUCAUGUGCAGCUGGCCUGCAGCAUGCUGUACUGUGCCUUCCCCCUGCAUGGGAACCAGCUUUGCCUGUGGAGCAUCAGGGACCCUUCUCACCAGCUUCUAAUCCUGCAAGGACACCUUCAGUCAAUUACUGCUAUGACUUUUGGAAAUAAAGAGAAUCCACCUCUAAUCUGUUCUGCAUCACAGGAUCAUCUUAUGAUAUGGAACCUGGAUGAAUGCAGAGAGAAGUCACUUAAAGGGCUGGUUCCUCGAGGGACCGUCAUGGGCACGCUUUUGGAAAAAGUGCUGUAUUUAAGAUUUAGUCCAGAAGACCGUGUUGUUGCAGCAUGUGCUGGCAGCAGAGUGUUGGUGUUGGACGUGGAGAGUCCAUCUGUGCUGGUGGAACUGGAGGGCCAUCAGGGCCCAGUGACCGCUGCAGAAUUUUGUCCCUGGCAGGGACAAAUCCUCAUUUCAGUGUCUGAAGACAGGAGCUUUAAGGUCUGGGACCACUGUUUGGGAACAUUAGUGUACAGCUCGUCURUUUUUGCAGCAUAUCCUCUCCUGAGUUUGUUCAUCGAUGAGGACAGUAAGCAGCUUCUCACAGGGUGUGCUGAUGGCCAGCUUUGGGUCUUCAGUUUGAUAGAAAGGCACCAUUACCGUUGUGUGGCACGUGUUGACCUAAGGAGGAAAAACAAGGCUUUCUUCACCCGAAGGAUGGAGUCCGAGGUGUGCAGCCUGCCAGAGGAGAGUCAGCGCCCCUCUAGGAAGAUGCUGGACCAAAGAGAAGAGGCUGAAGCAGCCCUCCCCAUCCUGAUGCUGGCAAGCUGCUACCUUCCACGCCUUCUAGAUGCUGGAUGCGGAGUCCUCCCUUCUGAGAGCAGCACCUGCUUGUGGAUCGCAAGUUCAACUGGUCUGUUCAUAUUCCACCUGGCAAGCUUGGAACUGGAGCAUGCACUACACUUCAAAGACUUCAGGGGCCUCAGCGUCCAGGUGGCUGGUUCCUGCGCUGUGACGAGCCAGGCUGCUGACCACAAGGCCUUUUGCCUGCUCACGUCCAUGUUUGGGAAGAGAAUCGCCAUACUGGAAGUCAGCCUGGAUACUCUGGUGAGGUCCCAGCAGGGCCCUGUCCCCGAGAAGGCACUGUCAGUGCUGGCGAGCUCCUGUGUUCUACCAACUUCUCCCCUGUAUCUUGGAGUUGUUAAGGAGAAAAGUACUAAACCUUCUGGUCAAAAACAAUCUGCUGUGCAGAGUGCCGUGGGGGACCAGCCCUUGGUUUUCCACGCCAAAGUCAGGUCGUCCGGUUACGCAUUGCCACCGCGUGUCACUAUGUUUUCACCAAAGACUAACAUCAAGAAAGAUGGUAAAAGAUCUUCAAAAUGCAAGAUCAAUUGCAAACGUGAGGAGUACCCUUUGGAGACCUCUGUGCCAAGUAAACCCAGCAAGCAGGUUGCUGUGUGCCAGGAGCCCACUGCUGUGAGCUGUGUCCAGUACUCAGGAGAUGGACGGUGGUUGGCCUGUGGCUUAGCCAACAGUCUUUCUCUGAUCUUUGAAGCCAGCCUCACUGGAACACCUGCUGCCCUUUCAGGUCAUGAUGGAGCUGUGAGCACCCUCUGCUGGAGCCACGACCAGAGGUGGCUGCUCUCUGCUGCCAAGGACCGGACUCUGAGGCUGUGGUCGGUUCACAGGAAGGAGCUCCUGCUGCUUCUGGACAGAGGCAGGCUUUGUAAGCCGGUGCCAUCUGCACAGUUCUACUACAUGGAUGCCUUCAUUCUACUCUCCUCUGGCCAGGAACUCCAGCUGCUGAGGUACCAUGUGGACCCCGUCAGAGAUGACAUAAAAAGGUAUAAGCCCAGGAGCAGGUACGAGUGUGUCCUCAGGCUGUCCACCAGGGGGGCCACUGAGGUGACCAGCUUGUCAGCGGUGAACGACUUCUACUCCCACGUGGUCCUCACAGCUGGCCGCAACAGGACUUUGCAAGUUUUCGACCUCAACACCGGCUGCAGUGCUGCAGUGAUAGCAGAAGCCCAUUCUCUGCCCAUCCAUCAGAUCUGUCAGAAUAAAGGAUCAUCCUUUACGGCCCAGCAGUUCCAGGCCUAUAAUCUUUUCCUGACCACAGCCGUUGGUGAAGGGGUGAGACUGUGGGACCUGAGGACCCUGAGGUGUGAGCGCAGUUUUGAAGGACAUCCGAACCGUGGCUACCCCUGCAGAAUUGCUUUCAGCCCUUGUGGACGGUUUGUGGCCUGCGGAGCUGAGGACAGACAUGCUUACGUGUACAACCUGGGCUGCAGCACAUUUUCCCAUCGGCUGGCUGGACACACAGACACCGUCUCUGAAGUGGCCUUCAACCCGGCGGCUCCCCAGCUUGCCACUGCCACCGUGGACGGGAAACUGCAGCUCUUUGUGGCUCAGUGACUGUGCCGGGUGGUUCCUGGAUGUGAGAGGAGAGCAAGACGUCCCUGCAGUCCCUCUGGGCCAGCGCAGGGAGGUUUCCGUGGUUAGGGUCUGCCUUCCACAGACCCCUCUUCCCUGGGGCUGCUCUCAGCCUGGUGAGUCUCCCUGCCCCUCAGCCCCUCACCAGGAAAUGGGC